Zychaea mexicana is the source of this 1202-nucleotide messenger RNA. RefSeq lists its product as uncharacterized. The record is from RefSeq and is a predicted model, not a curated record. NCBI's taxonomy places the organism in Eukaryota, Fungi, Mucoromycota, Mucoromycetes, Mucorales, Lichtheimiaceae. The transcript has 3 exons. The coding region runs from base 220 to 933 and encodes 237 amino acids.
CUGUCUUUUAUGAUUCGUGUGACCAUAUAACAAGUUGUGUGCAGGUGUGCCAUCCGCGGGUUGCUAUACAGUAAACUGUAGAAUGAGGGACAAAGAGCAAAAAGCAAAUUAUUCCCGCUGUGUGUACAAGUGUAAUCAAUCAAAAUAAUUAUCUGGGACAAACCACUCAGGUCUAUAAGUCACGCCGUUUCACUUCGCUUCUCCUCCGUCGCUACCACCAUGGAUUCCUGGGACGACACUAGCGACGAAGAAUAUGCUCCAAUUACCGCCUCUGCUUGGGGUGAUCAAUCAGCAACAGCUUCAACAACACCAGACAAUGACGAAGAAGCAAGCGGCCCUGCUUCUUGGGGCGAUUUGGUCGACCCCAAUUUUAAAUUGGGCGCCAAUGGUCUCGGUGGGGGAAAUUUGCACCGAAAGGGCAAGAACUACAAACCCGUCGAUGAACAAUACAUUUUGAAUCAACGGCUUAAAAUCCCUAAUCCAUCACAAAAGAAGCGUCAACACGGCCACCACCUGCUUCUACGACGCGACGUCCUCCUCCGUCAAGCAACAACGCAUGGUCAAGCGGGGCGUUGGUUGACGUGCCCUUUUGGGAGAAGAAGGAUGCUGCAAAAAAUACUCCAUCUACAGCUACUAAUAAUCCGCAACAACAACAACGUAGUAGGCCAAACGCGCCUUCGAGCUGGGACAACACGCCUUCAAGAACCACCGUUCCCGACAGCUGGGAUGCACCGCAGCAACAGCCACAACCACAGCCCGAACGGCAGCGGCAGCGGCAAGAGAAUGGACGGAGCAACAGUACUUUGUGGGACGCAAAGCCUGAUGUGCCCUCUAGCUGGGGUCAUGAACCUGUCAAGGAACCACCAAGGCUACCUCUAUCAACCCAACGCAAUGUGCAUACAGAUCCUCGUCCAGUUCGUCCUGCAGACAUGAGACCACCUCCAGGUCUCUUCAAGAGCGCGAUUUCUGGAAUGAGUAACAAGAAAUCAGGUCCACCAGGCUUGUCUCCCAUUCCACUGCACCAGCGUUCGUCUACACGUCCAUCUAUACAACCUUCACAGCAGCAGCAACAGCUGCAAACAGCAUUAUCGCAUUUACCGACCCCACCGCAACAACAGCAACAAUUGCAGGCACCUCCUCAGCAACAACAACCUCCACAGCAGUUGCAGCAGCAGCAUCCAGUUGCACCAGAAAAGAAAAAU